Thrips palmi is the source of this 2080-nucleotide messenger RNA. Its product is annotated as receptor-type tyrosine-protein phosphatase alpha-like. The transcript has 13 exons. Gene Ontology annotation, biological process: protein dephosphorylation. The record is from RefSeq and is a predicted model, not a curated record. The coding region runs from base 180 to 2009 and encodes 609 amino acids. NCBI's taxonomy places the organism in Eukaryota, Metazoa, Arthropoda, Insecta, Thysanoptera, Thripidae. Gene Ontology annotation, molecular function: protein tyrosine phosphatase activity.
CACAAUGAUGAAAUAUUUUCAAGCGAACGUCUCUCAGGCGACAAGCACUAUUUUCAAUUCACUUUUCCAGGAUUUUGCAGUGACAAGUCCGCCAGCACAUAAUUAUAAGGCUUUCCUCGAAAAAGGCCUUGCAAAGGAAGCAGCCGCAAAACGUUGGUGGAACAAACGUAUCCAAGUACAUGUGCCAGGACGGCUGCUUCAAGAUCCCCAUCAACGACACGCGCUUCGACUGGUGCAGCGCGCGAAACACGACGCUGGAAGUGACCGUCACGGUGACGAACAAGGCCCAGAAGAGCACUGCAAGCAGCAUCAGCUACAUGGCACCGUCUUUAGACCUGAAUGCGACUGACAGCGGAGUUUCCGCAUCCUGCGUUCCGGGGGGCUUCGGGCAGGUGGCAGUGACCUUCUCGAGCACCCUGUUCCGGUGGUCGUGGAAGAGGCCCGACUUCUACCGCAUCGUCGUCAUGGAGGGGCAGAGUGACUUGAGCAGGACCUGCAACGUCCGAGAGCUGCCCCUUGACAGGACCAUGAUCAAGGGCGUCGUCACCACCCUUGAGCGCCCCUUCCUGGCGACAGACGCGCGGUGGAAUCCAUUCAAAGGCACGAACUCGACGGAAGUGACGUUCAUCAUCGGCGGCAGCGACAACGUCUGCAACAGCACGGACAGCAGCACUUACGCUGCGCUGUUUUGCAACAGGGCGCUCACGCCGGGCAAAGUGUACACGGUCUUCGUCCAGGCGGUCAUCGCCGUGCCCCACAUGAUCGUCACGGCGCCCCUGGUGGCCGUCACAGUACGCUUCGAUGGCCUCGCAGACGAAGACAAGGAAAAUAUCCUUAGGUAUAUAACGUUCUUGGCGGUUCCGGUGGGAAUCGUUAACUUCAUCCUCUUCGUCAAAUUCUUGAGACAGUGCCAUCGCUACAAGUGCCGACGGCCCGAACGCAGGCCCAACGCGCGCCGCUCCGUGGUCCACUCCCCGGACGCGCCUCUAGAGCACAUAAGCCACAACGACCGCGCGUGGGUGGGCGUGCCGGAGCCGGUCACGGAGCGCCAGUUCCGCCAGCUCUGCGAGGACAUGCCCCAGGACAUCAUGUGCCCCCAGCUGCUGAGGCAGUUCGAGGCCCUGUGCGCCCUCAGCAGCCAGGUGGCCGCGAGCACGCCGAGCAGGGUGGGGAACCUGCCGACCAACGCUUGCAAGAACCGCUACGCCAACAUCAUCCCAUUCGACAAGAACAGAGUUCUCCUUCUCAGCUACGCGCCUAACGACAAUGUUUCCAACUACAUCAACGCGUCUCACAUCGUGGGCUUCUCGGGCUGGCCGGAGUACAUCGCGGCGCAGGGCCCCAAGGACAACACGGUCAAGGACUUCUGGGUCAUGGCCUACGAGCAGAACGUGCGCACCGUCGUCAUGCUCACCAACUUGGUUGAGAACGGCAAGGUUAAGUGCCACCAGUACUACCCAGAGCUGGGAGACCGCUUCACGUGGGGCGACUUGUCUGUGGCGUGCUGCGUGCAGAACGACCUGCUGUUUUACACCCUCAGGACCAUCGUGAUGACCAAGGGCUCGGAGGAGCGGCUGGUCAACCACUUGCACUUCCGCGAGUGGCCCGACUUCGGCUGCCCCGCGUCCCCCAAGCACGUGCUGCAGUUCUGCAUCACGCUGCGCCGCCAGGCCGUGCUGUUCCCCGGCAUGAUUGUGGUGCACUGCAGUGCUGGUGUCGGCAGAACAGGGACCCUCAUAGCCUUGGAUAUACUGCUGCAGUGCCUCAAGGCCAAGAAGAAGAUCGAUGUCUUUGGUGUUGUGCUAAAGCUGCGAGAACAGCGGCCUUGCAUGGUCCAGUGUCAGGAGCAAUAUUGCUUUCUGAUGAAAUGUCUGAGAGUUGCUUUGGACGACCCAAUCAUUCGUAAAUACAAGCCCCCAGCAAAAGGAUCUAAAGGAUCGAAGAAGGCUGCUGAGUUGCAGACCGUUGCCCUUCAAGUGUUCCAGAAGUCAUUUCAGUGCAAGAAGUAGCCGAUACAAUAAUGCAAUGUUCUUUUAAAAAUGUAAUAAAGAAGUGAGUUUAAGAGCUACUUAAAAUCAAA